Molecule: messenger RNA, 879 nt
Organism: Ctenopharyngodon idella (grass carp)
Lineage: Eukaryota; Metazoa; Chordata; Actinopteri; Cypriniformes; Xenocyprididae
Gene: ccl44
Product: chemokine (C-C motif) ligand 44
Exons: 5
Coding region: 104-484 (126 amino acids)
Biological process (GO): cellular response to type II interferon; G protein-coupled receptor signaling pathway; lymphocyte chemotaxis
Cellular component (GO): extracellular region
Molecular function (GO): CCR chemokine receptor binding; chemokine activity
Source: RefSeq, a predicted model, not a curated record
GUGAGAGAAAAAAUAGGGGAAGGGAGGGAGAGAGGAGAGAAAUAAAAACAGCACAAGAGGACAGCAGACAGAACGGAGGAAAAAAUCCCUCUGAGGUUCCACCAUGUUCCUGCAGACUGUCUCCAUCCUCUUCCUCUCGGCCGUCCUCUUCGGCUGCCUGGAAGGGAAGGGUGUGCAAAUGCAGCGAGAUGUUCAGUGCUGCAUGCAGUACUCUCAAGGCAAAGUCCGGACCAAAGACGUCCUGAGGUAUGAGAGGCAGACGGAGGGGCCGGAUUGCAGCAUAAGAGCCAUCAUACUGUACACCAAAAAGGCGGUGAAGUGCGCUGAUCCAAGAGACAGGAAGGUGAAGAGGUUACUACGGAAACUGAACCAGAGGAUGGGAGCCAAAUCCCACAGGACCAUGUGGCCACAUCGGCAUAUGAAUCUGCCCGUCAUGUCGGAGGUCGAUGUUGUUAACUCCCAAAAGAUGAACAAGACCAAGUGAAAUUUGAGGGAAGACAGGUGAUUGAUGAAACUCCAGCCUUCUCGUGUGUCACUGUUUUCUUAUAUAUGUAUAAGGAAAUAUAUGUAGACUCACUACACAAAUAUAUGUAGAUUCACUACCAAACAGUAUGUUAUCCAGAUAUAUUGUGAUAUUUAGAUGUCCUCUCAAAUGACUGUUAAUCUAUAUGCCAAAGUAUUCUUCUCUGAGACUUGUUUAAGGUUGUUUAUAAUCUCUGCAGCUAUGUAUAGUCUCUAUAACUUAUACAAGCUCUUCUAUAGAGUCCAGUAAGCUGGUAUGACUGUUCUCAAACAAUUUAUAGUGCAAUUACAGAACCUCUUGUGUAUGUUAAACACAACUGAUUUUUAUAUAUAAAAAUAAAAGAAAAAUAUUGAAAA